Messenger RNA from Calidris pugnax (ruff), 1877 nucleotides. Its product is annotated as shootin-1-like. Bases 80 to 1747 code for a protein of 555 amino acids. The transcript has 16 exons. NCBI's taxonomy places the organism in Eukaryota, Metazoa, Chordata, Aves, Charadriiformes, Scolopacidae. The record is from RefSeq and is a predicted model, not a curated record.
AGGAAGAGACGAGCACCGGGGCAUAGGGUGCAGGCACCCGGCCGAGCUCAGGGGGUUGGGUGCCACCAGACCCACCGCCAUGGCCUGGGCUGGGGAAGGGACUGGGCAGCUUGAAGCCAUCCUGGAGUCGGAAGGCAGUGAGGAUGAGGAGGAGGAAGAGGAUGAUGAGGAGGAAGAGGAUGAGGAGGAGGAAGAGUCAGCUGUGGUGCAGCAGCACCCCCCUGUUGGCCAGGAGGUGGGCGAAGCGGAGGAGCGGCUGGCUGAGCUCGAGCAAGCAUCGCAGGCGCUGCUGGCCGAGCUCUCGGCGCUGGAGACGGAGUUUGAGAUCGAGAGGACAUGUCGGCAGCGAGCCGAAGCCUACGCAGCCCAGGUGAAGCAGGAGAACAAGCAACUGAAGCGGCUCAGCCUGGCCCCGAUGGCCGCCCCGGCCCUGCCCAAGGAGGAGCCCCCCGAGGAGGACCCCGACCCUGCUCAGUGCUACAGGCAGCAGUUGGAGGAUCUGCAGGAGAAGAUUUCCUGGCUGCUGGAGCAGCGGAAGGACCUCACCAUCCAGGUCCAGGAGCUGCAGAGGCAGAACCAGGACCUGAAGGACCAGCUGGAGAUGGGACAGGAGGAGCGGCAGCGCCUGCGGGCAGCCCUGGGCACCAGCCAGCGGGCACUGAAGUCCUUCAAGAGAGUGUCCCAGAUUGUCACCCAGGAUUACUGUGAUGCCAUGGAGCAGCUGGAGCUGGAGCAGGACCUGCGCCUGCACGCUGAAGCCUUCGCCCAUGAGAUGCUGGUGCAAAAGAAGGAGGCCAACAGGCAGAGCACGAUCCUGCUGCAGAGCUCAGGGCCCAACGCCCAGCUGAUGGCAGCCCUGCAGGAGGUGGGACGCCUGACCCGCUUGCUGGAGGAGUCCAGGCAGGAGCAGCAGCAGAAGGUGAAGGAGCUGGAGGAGCAGUUGGGAAGGCGGCCGGAGCCAGAGGAGCUGGAUGAGGCCCAAGCUGCCCUGGCCAAGGCUGAGGCUGAGAAUGGACAGCUGACAAAGCAGCUGCAGGAGGCUGAGGGGCGGCUGGUGGAGUUGGAGAAGGAAGUGGGGUCACUGAAGGAGAAGCUGGCCCGGGGUCCAUCACCGCAGAGUCAGCCCCCUGAGCCGGUUGCGCCUGCUCCACCGCCGCCACCACCACCGCUGCCACCACCCGCACCUACUGUCCCUGUGGACCCGCUCUUGGCAAUCAGGCAGAGGAAAGGGAUGGCAAACCUGCAGCGCAGCAAGCCAGAAGCUGAUGAUGCUAAAGCUCGAGCUGUGCAGGAGAUGAUGGAGCGGAUAAAGAACGGGGUGGUCCUGAGGCCCGCCAAGGAGCGGGUGCCACGGGGCCAGGGUCCGGCAGCAGCAGCCAGCAAGCGGAGAAGCGCGGCGAUGGAGCUGCAGGUCAUCCUGGGUGCCACAAGGAGGGCGAGCAGGAGGACCAGCGGGCGGAAAAGCAGCCUGAAGGGCAGGGACAAGCAGCUGGAGGCCAUCCUGCAGCGGCGGCGCCGGGCGGUGGAUACCUCUGCACCCGCACUGCCUGCCCCCCCGCCUGCCCCCCCACAGCAGGACCAUGGGGAUGCCGGGGCUGUGGGGAGGCCAAAUACUGGGAACAAGGACAUCAGGACAGCUCCAUCCGGGAGCGAGGAUGGGGUCCCAUUCAGACGCCGGGCAGGGGGUGGCCUGCCCAAGACCCGGCCACCUUCCCGCCUGUCCGCAGGCAGGGGGGAGCCAAGGUAGAGGCAGCUGCCCACCGCGCUGCCCUUCGCCCAGCAUCACCGGAGCUGCACGGCCAUGGCGGGGCGAGGAGGGGGCAUGGCGGCAGGGACAAGUGCUGCAGGCUUUCACCCUGGUUUUCCAGCAGCUUGCA